Messenger RNA from Parnassius apollo (apollo), 987 nucleotides. The record is from the annotation of a GenBank genome assembly. NCBI's taxonomy places the organism in Eukaryota, Metazoa, Arthropoda, Insecta, Lepidoptera, Papilionidae.
AUGACUCCAACACAAAAAAAACAAGUAUGGCAUGUACCUAAAAAAAAUAAACUUGAUGUUUCGCCGAAAAAAGCAGAGAACCUUUCAUAUGAAAUAGCAGAAUAUAAUGUUUGCAAAAAAAAGAAAAGAAGUGUGUGCUAUGAUCCAAGACCACAGUCCUUUAUCAGUCAGGGAAAAGAAUGGGCUACAACAGUUAGAAAUAAAGUCAUUAACUACUGCUCAUUGUCACAAAAAAGAAUAGGAUUAUGUGGAAUUUUGGACAGUGCAAACAUGCAAGAUGUGAUACAUGACCAUGAUUACCUACCUUUUCCUUUACAUCAUCAACUUAUUCUUAAUAAAAUAUCUGUUACACCUGACUCAGCAAAGGAAAUUGAAAAGAAAACUAAAAAUCAGACGAAGACAAAGUUAUGGCAUACAGAACGAUCUUUUCGAGUGACUGCUUCAAGAGUCGGUGAGAUUUGUAAAUUUACUGCUAAAAAGGACCAAGAAAAGUAUGCACAAAGCCUUAUAUGUAAUAAGAAAAUAGUAAGCACGGCCUUAGAAUGGGGCAAGUCUAUGGAAACCACAGCAAUUGAAGCAUAUGAGGGGAAAACUGGAAAAAAAGUAGAACGCUGUGGUUUAUAUGUUUCUGUGCAGUACCCUUUCAUUGGCGCUUCUCCUGAUGGAUUAAUUGGAGAUAACAAAAUUUUAGAAGUUAAAUGUCCAUAUUCCAUAAAGGAUGAAAUGAUUGGAUCCAACAAUUAUUUCCAUUUAGAGCAUGAUUUGCAACUGAAAGAAACAAGCAACUAUUAUUACCAAAUCCAAACGCAGUUACUUGUCACAGGAAGAGAUUGUUGUGAUUUAUUUAUAUGGACUAAUGUUGAUGAAAAAAUAAUAAAUGUUAAAAAAAAUGAUUCAUUUAUACAAAAUAUUAUAAUCCCUCGAGUAAAAGCUUUCUUUUUUCAAUUUAUGUUGCCAAAGAUAGCAAAAAAUAUGUAUGAUUGUUAA